Messenger RNA from Malania oleifera, 3732 nucleotides. RefSeq names its product pentatricopeptide repeat-containing protein At5g12100, mitochondrial. Lineage: Eukaryota; Viridiplantae; Streptophyta; Magnoliopsida; Santalales; Ximeniaceae. The record is from RefSeq and is a predicted model, not a curated record. Gene Ontology annotation, molecular function: protein binding. Bases 445 to 2892 code for a protein of 815 amino acids. The transcript has 3 exons.
UUAAAAUUGCACAAAACUCGGUCAACCCCGGUUCGUCCGGUCGACACAACCCGUUGUUUGCCCCCUCCAAAAAGUCGAAGACGCUACGGUCCCUGCGUUGUUCCCUCGCAAAACCCUAGGCUUACUCCUCAUUCUCUGUCUUCUUUUUUGUCUAUUUGAGGGGGUUAAUAUUGCAGGUCUCCUGGAUUCGAUGCACCUGCUAGAAGCCAUGUCCAUAUCUUCUCUUUCUUCUUCUUCGCCUUCUAGUUUCUCCACCGUCUUCUUAUUCUCUGUAUUGCUUUCCGGGGCGUCGUUAUAUGUUCUUUCAGGGGUCCUAAACUCGACGCAACAGCCUUUGGGCAUGUUGUUUUCGUCUUCUUAUACUCUCUUCCUUCCGUAAUUCUCUUUCUCCGAUUGGACAUUGUAGUUUGUUCUCGGGGCUAAGUAGCAAUACCAGAAGCAGUAAUGGCAAGGUGGGUCUAUCUUCUUCCAAAAUUGCCCCAUAGUUCGUCAUCGCUUCCACUCUGCAAGUGUCUCAGCUCCAACUCUGCACCAGACAAUCUCAAUCCAUUCUCAGACUCUCAGCACGCAACAAACAACAAUUCCACGAACCCUGAAGAGCACCAACGCCAUGAGCAAAUACGCAAGCUUCGAAUCCUUCUUCAGCAGGGUCGCUCUGACUCCGCCCGGAAGCUUAUAGAAUCUCUCAUCCUUCCAAACUCUCCUUUCUCUUCACCUUCUGAUCUCUUUACCCAUUUUUCACUUUCUUCUCCCUCAAUGAAACACGCUUUCUCAAGCGAGCUUUUGUCUGUAUGUUCAGAAAGGAACAUGACCGCAGAAGUGGUCGAUUUGUUCAUGUUAAUGAAGACGUGUGGUAUGUCUCCAUCAAUGUCUAAUCUCAAAGGCGUACUUGAAUCUCUUAUAUCUUCAAAGCAGUUUGACAAAGUCCUGAAUUUGUUUUCAGCAGUUGUCGAUUUGGGCAUUCGCCCUGAGCGAUUUGCAUAUGACAAAGCAGUCCAGGCAGCAGUGAAGUUAGGAAAUUUGAAGAGGGGUUUGGAGGUGAUGAAUUGUAUGCGGAAAGAUGGGGUGAACCUUGGUGUGUUUACUUAUAAUGUUAUGAUUUCAGGAUUUUGUAAGGAGAAGAGAAUGGAGGAUGCACAAGACUUAUUUAAUGAAAUGCUUAAGAAGAAGGUGGCGCCAAAUAGGAUUACUUAUAAUACACUGAUUGAUGGGUAUUGUAAGGUUGGGAAUUUGGAGGAAGCUUUUAAUGUUCGAGAACGGAUGAAGACAGAAAAUAUAGCACCAAACCUUGUUACAUUCAAUUCUUUGCUAAGUGGGUUGUGUCGGGGUCAGAGGAUGGAGGACUCAAAUAGGGUGCUGGAUGAGAUGGCAGCUUAUGGAUUUGUUCCAGAUGGAUUUACUUAUAGCAUACUUUUUGAUGGACAUUCAAAGCGUGGAAAUGCUGAUGCUUCGUUUGCAUUAUAUGAGGAAGCAAUAAGGAAAGGGUUUCAAUUGAAUGAUUAUACUUGUAGUAUUUUAUUAAAUGGCUUAUGCAAGGAACGAAAAAUGGAUAAGGCAGAGAAGGUUUUGAGGAAGUUAUUGGAUGAUGGGUUUGUCCCAACAGAGGUUCUUUAUAACACAAUUGUCGAAGGAUAUUGUCAAGCUGGUGACAUGGAAAAAGCCCUGUCCACAUUUGAAAAGAUGGAAACCCUUGGACUAAGGCCUAACUUCAUUACAUACAAUUCUUUGAUCAAGAAAUUCUGUGAAUUGAGAAAUAUUGAGAAGGCAGAGGAGUGGGUUAGAAAGAUGGCAGAAAGGGGAGUUUCCCCGACUGUGGAGACAUAUAAUAUCCUAAUUGAUGGCUAUGGACGAAUGUGCCAUUUUGAGAAGUGUUUCCAGAUUCUUGAAGAGAUGGAAAAUAAGGGAUUAAAACCCACUGUUAUAAGCUAUGGUUCUCUGAUAAAUUGUUUAUGCAAGGAAGCUAAGCUUCUUGAAGCUCAAAUAAUCCUUAGGGAUAUGCUGGACAGGGGGGUUUCACCAAAUGCACAAAUAUAUAACAUGCUCAUUGAUGGUCAUUGUCGAGCAGGGAAGUUGAAUGAUGCUCUCCGAUUUGUUGAUGAGAUGUUACCAAAUGGGAUUGUUCCUACGCUUGUAACAUACAAUACAGUCAUUAAUGGGCUUUGCAAAAAGGGGCGAGUAAUGGAAGCCGAAGACUUGGCUUUUAAGAUGACAAGAAAAGGUCUAAGUCUUGAUUUGAUUACAUACAACUCCCUAAUAUCAGGUUAUUCCAAUGUGGGAAACAUCCAAAAGUCUUUUGAGUUGUAUGAGACUAUGAAGAAGUCAGGUAUUGCUCCUACCUUGAGGACAUAUCAUCCUCUAAUUAGUGGGUGUGGUAAGCAAGAACUGAUCCUAGUAGAGAAAUUGUUUGAAGAAAUGUUGGGGAUGGAUGUGGUUCCUGAUAGAGUUGUAUAUAAUGCCCUAAUUCAUUUUCAUGCAGAGCAUGGAGAUGUUCAAAAGGCAUUUGCUUUGCACCAUGACAUGGUAAGCAGGGGAAUUCAGCCUGACAGAAUGACUUAUAAUAGUUUGAUUCUGGGGCAUUUUAGAGAAGGAAAGUUGCAUAGAGUAAAAAAUCUUGUCAACGAUAUGAAGGCUAGUGGAUUGGUUCCUAGAGGUGAUACUUAUAACACUUUGAUUGAGGGGUGUUGCAAACUUAGGGAUUUCAGUGGGGCGUAUGUUUGGUACCGAGAAAUGUAUGAGAAUGGUUUCCUCCCAAAUGCUUGUACUUGUAAUGAGCUGAUAGCUGGCCUUAAUAAUGAGGAAAGUUUCCAAGAGGUCAAGAUUCUCUGCUCUGAAAUGAAUAUUAAAGGUGUGAAUGAUGGGGACAAUGUCAUGGAUCAAUCUGCCCAUGCCUGAAUGUGGUGGAGAGAUGGUUGAGGCUGUUAAUAUCUUGAUUCAAUCUUUUAUUGCUGAAGAAAAACUAGGUGAAUGAUAGAGAGAGCCAUUGUGUGCAUAAGUUCAUAUAUGGCAUGGUUAUAUGCCUAGAAGCAGGACUAGGAGAUUUGGGAUGCACUGCAAGCUGCUGGAUCUGAUUUAACCUGCUGUGCUGACUUGAUAAACCUGUCUAUUCCCAUUUUUUGAUGAAGUGCUGUUGCAGACUGGGUAGACGAAAAGAGCUGUUGUGCAUAUCAACUGUUUCUUGCCCCCUUGGAUGUUCAAUGAAAUUGGUAAUUGGUUGUACCGUAUCCUCCUCUUCUAAGGGAAGAAACAAGUGCAAUAGUGAAUGCCUUUCAGUUUUUGGACUUGUUAGCUAAGUUUAACAAGGUGGGUCGUGACUGCGAGCAACGGAGACUGUGGAUGGUAAUGAAGAUGUGUUUCGGAAAUCGGGUUGAUCGAACGUUCAACUGAUACACAGAAGUCGUGUCUGCAUUCGGACUUUACUUUGAUCAAUGAGACUUGAGGACGGAAGACGUUAAUCCGUAGGUUUGGUGUCGUAUGUGGAAGUCCGAAGGACUCGUUGGUGGUUGGAGUUCCUAUGUAAAUUAAAAAAAAAAAAAAGGUGGGUCAUGGUCUAAUGGUUCUGCCAGAUUGGAAGAGCCCCUUUGAGGAUGGACCAAGUUAGGCUUUAGGAUCACCUCAUUUCUUCCAUUAGCUAGCUAAUAUUUUUGGUAGGUUGUGUUUGAUUUUAUUUUAUUAGGGCCUUGUUGUUUUUUAUUUUUUGUCUGUUUUGCUCGAUAAAGAAACAGAUUAUAGAAA